GCUACCCAGACGAGAACCAUGAAGCUGUGUCUGUUUCUGGCUGCGCUGGUAGCUCUGUCGGCCGCCGCCGAAGACAAGGAGGCUGACCAAGAGACCCAAGCCACCGGGUCCUAUUCUGCUUUUGGAGGAUACGGCAGGAACAGCUUCCGCAGAGGCCGCAGCUUCGGCGGCUAUGACAACCGGGCCCUCGGCUACAACGGCAACUACGGCCAGAACUACAACAGCCGCUCCGGACGCGGUUACGGGCGCAGCCUGGACGGCUACGGAAACUACGGACUGGGAUAUAACGGAUAUGGUGGCUACUACGGCAAUAGCGGCCUCGGCGGCUAUGGUGGAUACGGCCGUUCGUCAGCAGCCUACGGAGGGUACGGACGUCGCCUCGGAGCUUACAAUGGCUACAAUGGGCGCCUCGGGGCCUACGGCGGCUACGGCAGCCGUUCUUCUCCCUACAGCCGAUACGGCGGACGCAAUGGAGCGUAUGACGGGUAUUAUUGAAGAAUCUGCCCACGGC
Pollicipes pollicipes is the source of this 511-nucleotide messenger RNA. Its product is annotated as keratin-associated protein 19-2-like. NCBI's taxonomy places the organism in Eukaryota, Metazoa, Arthropoda, Thecostraca, Pollicipedomorpha, Pollicipedidae. The transcript has 2 exons. The record is from RefSeq and is a predicted model, not a curated record. Bases 19 to 495 code for a protein of 158 amino acids.